AUGGAAUGCAGCCGGAUGAGAGAGCAGUGUGGCAGAGCAGGCUGCUCGACCACUCUGGCUCCUGCUAUAACGGUAAAAGAAGUCGAAGAAACUAUAGACGAGAUGUUAAUAAGGCUGGAUGAGUUCUGUGGCAUGACUGAUGUGAUUAGAAACGAUACAUCCCAGCUCCUGGACGAGACCAUUCCACUCAUUAAAGCUAAGGUGGUAGAAAUGAACAACAUCUAUGCCAAAGUUGAUAAAUUAGAGGCAUUUGUUAAAAUGGUUGGACGCCAUGUCUCUUUCCUAGAAGAACAAGUGCUUCAAGUGGAGAGGGACCACAGCUCAGUGUCUCAUGCUGUUCGCAGAAUACUUCAGUCUGUGACUAUACCUUCUUUUAAAAACAAGCAUACUCCAGUACAGCACACAUAUGAUCUGCCUGAACUCUACAGAACAGAAGAUUAUUUUCCUAUGAACUACAUAGGUACAAAGUAUAAAAGCCACUAGUAUCUUACAAGCAGUUUUUUAGGGAAACGUUGACAUUUUUUCAUGUGAUUUGUUGUGAUUCAUAUUUUGUCCUAAUAAAAACUUGAGAAUUAUACUACAAGCUAAAUGUAUAACAGUGAUGGGAAAAGGGUGGCCUAUAAGGUUUAUUGUAUAUGCAGGUAUCACACUCAUUUUAAUGAGAUCCUAAUCCUCUGAAACAGUGUGCCUGGGGAAGAAAUGUAAAUGUAGUUCAAUAUAGAUUUGUUCAUAGUGGUUUGAAAUAUGGAGCUGUUUUAUGCUAUCACUGAAAAAUAUAUAAAAACUCAUUUUGUUUACAUACUCAAAGAUUGUAAGGUUGCAGAUUGCUGUAUGUUAAAAUGUUAUUUUCCUCUCGUAUGUGAUAUGUUACAUUAUAAAUAUUAACCAUAUAGUCUUUAGAUGAUAUUUCAUAUCAGUAGCCUCCACUGCUUUGAAAAUUCAUGGCUGAGUAACUGAAAAAUACAAUCAGCUUCAAAGGCUUUUGUGUAAUGUAAUUGGAAUGGUGUAAAUAAAUUUCUGCCAAGCUGC
Messenger RNA from Pelodiscus sinensis (Chinese soft-shelled turtle), 1029 nucleotides. Lineage: Eukaryota; Metazoa; Chordata; Testudines; Trionychidae. The record is from RefSeq and is a predicted model, not a curated record.